Molecule: messenger RNA, 5125 nt
Organism: Nymphalis io (European peacock)
Lineage: Eukaryota; Metazoa; Arthropoda; Insecta; Lepidoptera; Nymphalidae
Gene: msn
Product: serine/threonine-protein kinase mig-15
Exons: 22
Coding region: 214-4362 (1382 amino acids)
Biological process (GO): protein phosphorylation
Molecular function (GO): ATP binding; protein kinase activity
Source: RefSeq, a predicted model, not a curated record
UCCCUGCCGGGUGUGUGUGCGGCAUAUAAAUUGUGUAUCUGUAAUUUACUGUAAUUUUAAUUGUAAACAAUGUCUUUUAUAAACCAUUCAUACGUGAAAUAAUAAAAUCCGGGCAGUUUUUAUCCCAAUGUUCUAAUUUAAGGGUUCUUAUUUACUUUUUGUAUUGAUGUAAGGUUCUCGUGCUUUGUCUUCGUGUGUGACAAUAUACUCAAAAUGGCGCAUCAACUGGCACCGUCUGUAAAUUGUUCAUUGGACGACAUUGACCUCAGUGCGCUUAAGGACCCGGCUGGUAUAUUUGAACUUAUAGAAGUUGUGGGCAAUGGCACCUAUGGGCAAGUAUAUAAGGGUCGACACACAAAAACUGGACAGCUUGCUGCCAUCAAAGUUAUGGAUGUCACACAGGAUGAAGAGGAAGAGAUAAAACUUGAGAUCAAUGUCCUCAAAAAGUAUUCUAAUCACCGCAACAUUGCAACUUAUUAUGGUGCAUUUAUUAAAAAGAGUCCUCCUGGAAAGGAUGAUCAACUUUGGCUGGUUAUGGAGUAUUGUGGUGCUGGAUCUGUGACAGACUUAGUCAAAUCUACCAAGGGGCAGUCAUUGAAAGAAGAAUGGAUUUCAUAUAUUUGUAGAGAAAUCCUAAGAGGUCUCAGCUAUUUGCACUCCAAUAAGGUGAUACACCGUGAUAUAAAGGGACAGAAUGUACUACUCACUGACAAUGCUGAAGUCAAGCUUGUUGACUUUGGGGUAUCUGCACAACUCGAUAGGACGAUUGGCAGGAGAAAUACAUUCAUCGGUACUCCGUAUUGGAUGGCGCCGGAAGUGAUCGCAUGUGACGAGAACCCCGAGGCCACGUACGAUAAUCGCUCUGACCUCUGGUCUCUCGGUAUCACUGCACUUGAGAUGGCUGAGAGUCAACCACCUCUAUGCGAUCUUCAUCCUAUGAGAGCUCUUUUCCUCAUUCCACGAAACCCACCACCUCGCUUAAAGUCAAAGAAGUGGGCUAAAAAAUUUCAUAGUUUUAUUGAGACUGUACUAGUAAAAGACUAUCAUCAGCGUCCUUACACUGAGCAACUUCUCAAGCAUUCAUUCAUUAGAGAUCAACCGACAGAGAGACAGGUAAGGAUACAACUGAAAGACCACAUAGACAGAUGCAAGAAGAGAAAGCAGGACAAUUCCGUGCGGGAGGACUACAAGUACUCGGGCUCGGAGGGGGAGGAGGAGGACAACGCGGUGGCGGGCGAGCCCUCGUCCAUCGUGCACAACGCCGCCGCGCACCAGGGCGGCGACACGCUGCGCAGGAACUUCCAGCAGAUUCAGGAGGGACGAGCUGCUGCAGAAGCGCAGCAACCCCAACCGCCGCCUAAACGCAACAGCAAACGUGAAGAACGUGAAGAGAUACCAGAACCUGGCCCGCCAGCACGGCCAUCCAUUCCACAAAGACUGAUUGUUGUGCCAGACCCACAAGCACAACAGCCAAAUAGAUAUAGGCCCCUGCCGCCGACGCCGAAGUCGUCGGGCUCGUCCAACAGCUCGGGCUCCAACAACGGCACCCCGCCCGCGGGCGGCCCGCAGCCCCCGCAGCGCGGCUCGCAUCACAUUUUCAAGCCCAUGCUUCCACCUCGAAGGCCAGAGGAUUUGGAUAAGUUAGCAGCGCAGCUAAACGAGCUCGGUGUAGUUUCGGGCAGUGAACCACCAAAUCGACCUCCGCGGGCACCCACUAACGGCCAAGGGCCGGCCGUGGAGCGCGCGGCGCCCGAGCCGCCCUUCGAGGAGUCGGACAGCGACAGCGAGGCGGAGGACAGCGGCGGCCGCGUGCGCAACGACGGCACGCUGCUGGCCAGCGACCCGCCCAAGCCGCUUCCCGAGUUCUGCUACAGGCCGGGCCUGAGCGCGGUGUCGGAGGACGGCUGCGGCGGCUGCGCGCCCACGCGCCCGCUGCCGCCCACGCCCGACGACGACGACCCGCACGCCGACCGCACGCUCGUCAAGCGGAGGGAGAAUGAAAACGAUAAAAGGCAAUCGGACAUCGAUGAAGCCGUUCUGCUCAAGGAUUGGGACUUUGCCAGAUUUUUCCCUUCGAAAAAUACUGACGCCAAAGAAGAAAAGAAUGAUCCGACAAAGGAGUCCGAACUUAAACGCGCGCAACUCCAACGUCAGUCUCGUAUUGAAAUGGAGGAUGCGUGGGUUAAAUACAAAGCUAUUGCGACACCACCCUCCCGGCACAAACAAUUAUUCCAAAAACCGGUCGAUAAAACUACUCAGGAAAAGUUAUCUGACAUUCUUAAGUACAAGAAGGAGCAAGACGCAGAACUGAACACCCCAAACAGGUUCUUCAGAGGAUUCAGAAGAGAGAACUCUGACUUAUUCCCGCUGUCCAGCACACGACACUCCGCUAUUUAUUAUCCGAAACAUGAAGCUCAAAUUGGAGCCAGUAAACAACUAAGAUCUAGCGGAAUAUUCAACCACUCGCGUAAACAAUCCAACAAACCUCAGACAUCAGGGGAACCGAUUCUGACAGACUUUAUUAAAAUGAACGACAGUUUGAAGAGGGCCCAAAGAAACCACUCAAAGAUGUGCGAUAAUAAAUCCCCAGAGAAGAAAGUUAACGCAAACAACCCCAUAGACGCUCUAAAGAGUGUCGCGGUUCUCAUCAGACAGGAGAAUGAAAGACAUAGUACGAGUCGCCAGAGCAGCGUCAAUAGCGACUCGCCGGCCACCAGUAUCUGUUUCACGAGCAGCGCCUCGUUCGAGAAGGGCACGCUCGAUCUCACCGCCGACGCGCUGCAGAGCGGCGACUCCAACGCCAACAGCGUUGUUAAACCGCGUCGAGAAAAGACGGAGUCUGAUAUUAUAUUCAGAAGGAAUUCUCAAUUAAACCGGCACACAGACAUUAUAUCGAGUGGGCAGGAAGCGGUAAUCGCACAGGAUCAGGGUCGCUCGAGUGGCAACAACGAAGGCAAUGGGUCCCGUACCAGCUCCGUACUGCCCGACCUGCUGAGCCAGGCGGGCCAGCCCACGACUCCACCUCGCCUCGACAAAUCUACUAGCGAAGAGUAUAGGCAAGCCAUUGCAGGAGGCACACCUGCUCCUCACCAUCAUCACCACCCGCUCCCAUCCUCUGUCCAGUCUACACCUUCGAAAUCUUUCGUAUCGGGUGCCGCUUCUCCUCAUCCUCUUCAGCAUUCUCCCUCGAACUCGUCUGUGGGCUCCCAUCAACAGUUCCUCCCCUUGCAACAGAAGCAGCGUUCGUUCCUCACGUUCGGCUUCGGCGCGGGAUCGACGGGUAGUGGCGGUACGGGUGGAUCGGGCAACGCUUCCCGUCGCGAGAGCCACGUCAACGUCAACGUUACGCCUACUGGCCACGAUCUGUCAUCCGAUACGCCAGAAAUACGUAAAUACAAGAAGAGAUUCAAUUCAGAGAUUCUAUGCGCAGCGCUUUGGGGAGUCAAUCUGCUAAUUGGAACAGAAAAUGGUUUAAUGUUGCUCGAUCGUUCUGGUCAAGGAAAAGUAUAUCAAUUGAUCUCAAGACGCCGCUUCCAACAAAUGGAAGUGUUAGAAGGACAAAAUAUUCUUAUAACUGUAUCUGGAAAGAAGAAUCGCGUACGCGUGUAUUAUUUGAGCUGGUUGAAAUCAAAGAUUUUGCGCACUGAUGGCUUAAGUGAUCAAGUCGAAAGGAGAAAUGGUUGGAUAAACGUGGGAGAAUUACAGGGUGCAGUACACUUCCGCAUAGUCAAGUAUGAGCGGAUCAAGUUCCUCGUGAUUGCUCUUAAAGAUUCUAUCGAGAUUUACGCGUGGGCUCCUAAACCAUAUCACAAAUUUAUGGCCUUUAAAAGUUUUGGAGAAUUGCAACAUAGGCCUUUAUUAGUUGAUUUAACUAUUGAGGAAGGUACAAGACUGAAAGUAAUCUAUGGUUCAGCGGAUGGCUUCCAUGCUGUUGAUCUCGAUACCGCUAGUGUAUAUGACAUUUAUAUUCCGAAACAUACCCAAGGAGCGAUAAUUCCACAUUGUAUUGUUCCAUUGCCUAAUUCUAAUGGAGUGCAGCUACUGUUAUGUUAUGACAAUGAAGGUGUCUACGUCAACACUUAUGGUAGAGUUAGCAAAAAUAUAGUGUUGCAGUGGGGAGAAAUGCCUACAUCAGUAGCCUACAUUGGUACUGGCCAAAUAAUGGGUUGGGGCAAUAAAGCUAUCGAAAUUCGCUCUGUAGAGAGUGGACACCUUGACGGCGUGUUUAUGCACAAAAAAGCCCAACGGCUUAAAUUUUUAUGUGAGCGCAAUGACAAAGUUUUCUUCUCGUCCGCAAAGGGUGGUUCAUCUUGUCAAAUAUAUUUUAUGACGCUGAAUAAGCCCGGAAUGGCCAAUUGGUAGUGACAGGGCAUAGAGGGCAAAUAGACGCCCCAUAUCUGUGAUGCGACACUGCCCUUUAGACAUGCCAGUAUUUUAUUAAAAAAUCAAUCAUGUGCUUUGGCCAUUCAGAAUUCAAAGACUUGUGAUAGUAACAGAUUAUAAUGUGCUCAAAAGACAAUCCACAAAACAUUACAAUUUACAAUUUCGUAUUCGAGAAUCUUAUCUUUUAACAAUCGUGGCAUUUUGUACUGAAUACUGUAAUUUCAAUACAAGCUACUAAGAAUUAUAUAUUAUUAAGCAAUAACCUAUAGGAUUAACGUUUUGAUAUUGACAACUAUUCAUAAGUAAGUUAAUAUUGCUUAGGUUUUAUGUUGUAGAUGUUAAUUUCUGUAAGAAAAUGUAAUUCAAAUCGAACUAUCAAUUCAUAUUAUGCCAUAUUAUAUUGUUUAUAAUGUUAAGCUAGUUGGGUGAUGAUUAUAAUAAUUGGAUACAUAAUUAUGUUCAUUAACAAAAAUCAAUACCAUGGUCAUACAAAUGGAUAUGACUAUACUAAUAACAAACUUACAAACUAUUCAACUUUAGAUGCUGUAAUAUACUCUUCAUUCAAUAAGGUUCUCUUAAGUAAUCGGCACUUAGUCAAGUCACUGUGUAUGUAAUUAUCACACCAAACUGCAAUAAUUUUAUUAAUGGAUAAAUCCUAAAAAUUUGGUACUAUUUAUUAUUUAUUUGUUAUGUACUAUAUUAUUUACAUGUAUAAAGAUGUAACUGUGCAUAUUGAAAAUUA